Molecule: messenger RNA, 1564 nt
Organism: Vigna umbellata (rice bean)
Lineage: Eukaryota; Viridiplantae; Streptophyta; Magnoliopsida; Fabales; Fabaceae
Biological process (GO): positive regulation of DNA-templated transcription
Cellular component (GO): nucleus
Molecular function (GO): sequence-specific DNA binding; DNA-binding transcription factor activity, RNA polymerase II-specific
Source: RefSeq, a predicted model, not a curated record
ACAAGGGCAUCAUCGUAAAGCACCAUCGUCGUUAUCCCUGUCUUGCUCCAUGUGCCUCGUAUAAACCCACGAUUCCCUCCUCUGCCAGGAACCCCAACAGAACCAAUCUCUCUCUCCUCUCUCUCUCUCUCUCUCUGCACCUUCCUACCUCCUUUCCCCUUCCACUCUCUUCCAAUAUCACUUUUUCUUGUUUUUCAAUUCCCCAUCUUUUGAGAGUCUCAGUGAUGGGUGUAUGCUGUCGCUGUUCCCACACCUCACACAUCACCGCCAUCAUCAUCACCAGCUUCUUCCGCCACAAGCCUUAGAUUUUUACAGUUUUACUUCAUCCACGUAUUUCAACACCGUUGACCACACCCCAUGGUCUUCCUCUGAGGAUCCAAAAUGGUGGGUGGGACUGUCUUUUCCGCUGCUUCAAGUUUAACCACUUUGCUUCCCAACCAAUCACCUCCUUCCGCCUCUCAGCCUCUCGAUUCCAUUUUCCACUCUUCUUCUUCUGCUUCUUCUUCCCCUUUUCUCGGUUCAAGAUCUAUAGUGAGCUUUGGAGGUGUUCAAGGGGGGAAAGGGUGCAACGAGUCGUUCUUCCUGCCUUACGAUGAUAAUGGGGAUGAGGACACGGACGAGUACUUUCAUCAGCCUGAGAAAAAACGCAGGCUGUCCGUUGACCAAGUGCAGUUUCUUGAGAAGAGCUUUGAUGAGGAGAAUAAGCUCGAACCCGAGAGGAAGAUUCGGCUAGCUAAAGAACUCGGGUUGCAGCCGCGGCAGGUGGCGAUUUGGUUUCAGAACCGCCGGGCGCGGUGGAAGACGAAGCAGAUGGAGAAGGAUUAUGAUUCCCUGCACGCAUGCUAUAAUGAUCUCAAGGCCAGCUAUGAUGAUCUUCUCAGGGAAAAGGAUAAGCUCCAAGCUGAGGUAGCAAAGCUCAGUGAGAAGGUGCUCGAAAGAGAAAAACUGGAGGAGGGGAACUUUUACAGGGCUGAAACCAAGGGAUUUCAGGAGCCGCUGCAGAAGUCUAUGAUUGAUUCAGCUUCAGAGGGUGCAGGGUCCAAAGUUGACAUUAGUUCAGCAAAGAGUGACAUGUUUGAUUCAUCAGAAAGCCCACGUUACACUGAUGGAGUACACUCUACUCUCCUUGAGACCGGUGACUCUUCUUAUGUGUUUGAAGCUGAUCAGUCUGAUGUGUCACAGGAUGAAGGAGAUAACCUGAGCAAUACCCUUUUGCCUCAUUACAUGUUUCCCAAACUUGAAGAUGUUGGUUACACGGACCAGCCUCAUAAUUCAUGUCAUUUUGGAUUUCCCGAGGAAGAAGAUCAAGCCAUCUGGUCUUGGUCUUACUGAAUUUUCUGUUGUAGUAAUACACAACAUGCAUCUACCGUGGACUCUCACAGGUUCUUCUGUCAAUAAAUGAGAUAAUGUGGUAGACAUGGGGGAGUGAGUGAAUAAUAAGCCAAAGAAAAAUGGCAGUCUGCUGGUCCACAACCGUGGUUUCUUGCCAGUUCUUUUUUACUUUGCAAUGUAACUUUUGGAUCAAAUGUAAUUAAUUGAAUAAUGUCUUCUUGUUGAGGAUGUA